This is a messenger RNA of Plutella xylostella (diamondback moth), 3513 nucleotides long. RefSeq names its product phosphatidylinositol 3-kinase 92E (gene Pi3K92E). Gene Ontology annotation, biological process: phosphatidylinositol 3-kinase/protein kinase B signal transduction; phosphatidylinositol-3-phosphate biosynthetic process; phosphatidylinositol-mediated signaling. Gene Ontology annotation, molecular function: 1-phosphatidylinositol-4-phosphate 3-kinase activity; 1-phosphatidylinositol-3-kinase activity. Gene Ontology annotation, cellular component: phosphatidylinositol 3-kinase complex; cytoplasm; plasma membrane. Lineage: Eukaryota; Metazoa; Arthropoda; Insecta; Lepidoptera; Plutellidae. The record is from RefSeq and is a predicted model, not a curated record.
AAAAAAAAACUAUGCCAUAGACAAUUUAAUUUACACAACCGUACAAAGUUGUUGCACGUAAUCUUUAUUUACAAUAACUCUAAAACAUAUUUUUGCGUUAAUUUGUGUAAUAUUUAGAGAAUAAUGUAAAUUUUCUCCACCGAGUCUGGGACAGUUACACGCUCGCUAUGUAAGCAACCAGUGAAAGGUGUUAUAAUGUGGGGGUAAUUUGAGUAAUCCGGGCAAAGUCUGUGAUAACAAUGGUUCCUGCGCCGAGUUGCCCGUACACCUGGGACUACUGGUCCUCGUCCCCGACCGAGGGCAUCGAGCUGGCCUGUCUGAUGCCCAACUCCGUCUACAUUCCUCUCAGGGCCAGUUGGGACUCUACAUUGCAAGAUGUCAAGGAGGAAUUAUGGGACAAAGCAGCAAAAUAUCCCCUCUUCGGGAUGCUGCACGAGAUGUCUGGAUAUGUGUUCCAGUUCAUUAACUCACUCGCUGCUCCAGAGGAGGUGGAUGAUGAGAGCAAGCGUCUCCGGGAUGUCAAGCCCGUGUGUGGGGUGCUCAAGAUCAUUGAGAGACCCAAUGAGAAGCCAGGAGAGCAUUUGCUCAACACACACAUCAGUCACUUGAUUGGGAAAGGUUUAAACGAAUUCGACAGCCUCCGCAGUUCGGAAGUGAACGACUUCCGGACUCGGAUGCGUAUCCUGGCCGAGGAGAGCUCGCUCAAGCGCGCCAACAGCUCACGACUGGAGAAGCUGCGACACCGGUACCCGCCGCGGCUGGCGGACCUGCCCGUGGUGCCCACGAUGCUGCACAGCCGGCUGAAUAACCACUGCUUUAUACUGGUCACGAAGGUGGAGAAUACUGAGAUAUCGUUCACCUUCAACGUGCCGGUGACGCGCACGCCGCAGCAACACAUCGAGUACAUCAUCAACAAGAAGGCCAACUCGCUCAACAUACGCGGCGACCAUCCGCGCCAUUACGUGCUCAAGGUGUGCGGCCAAGAGGAGUACCUCCUAGGUGACCACCCUCUGAUCCAGUUCCUGUACAUACAAGAGAAGCUCGCGUCCAACGGCGUGCCUGAAGUGGUGUCUGUCAGCAUAGACAAGAUACCGUGCUUUCAAGAGCGUGACUUAUUCUACACAGCACCGGAGCGGCGGCGACUGACCUCCGACCACUCCAACACAAUCAGGAAGAAGAAAGCGCCACACGAGUCCUCGUGGAACAUAGACCGCGACUACAGCGCCAGUAUUGUCAGCAUCGGAGGGCUCAAUGUUGAUACUGGCCGGCUGGUCGAGGUGGUAGUCCAAGCGGGCAUAUUCCACGGCGGCAAGGCCCUCUGCGAGCCCCAGAAGACCCGAGUCGCCACGGUAUCAAGCGACGGGGAGGCCCGUUUCGACCAGGAGCUGAGGUUCCCCAUCAAAGUGCACAACAUACCGCGCAUGGCGAGACUUUGCUUCGUGAUCUAUGAGAUAAGCAAGACGGCUAAAGGGAAGAGCCGGAGGGUGAAGGAUUCUAAUAAGGAACUCUACAUAAACAAGCUAGCGUGGGCCAACACGAUGAUCUUCGACUACAAAGAACAGCUCCGCACCGACGGGGUCACCCUGUACAUGUGGACCUACUGCGCAGAGGACACUCAGAGCGACGACCUACUGAACCCACUCGGCACCGUCGUAUGCAACCCUAGCACCGACUCGUGCGCGGCGCUCACCUUCAAGUUCUCCAAUUACGACAUAGAACACCCGAUCCUGUUCCCAACACUGGAUCAAGUUAAAGAAUACGCGGAUCACAUCGAGAGCACCUCCCCUGAUGUUAUAGAGAGGCUGAGCAAGGAUUUUGAGCAGUUGCGACUGACGGCAGAGAAGGACCCCAUGUAUGAGAUGCACGAACAAGACAGAAAGGACAUUUGGGCUUCCAGAGAAUACUUCCGCCACGGCGCCCCGGAGCUCCUCCCGAAGCUGCUGAUGUGCGUGGAGUGGGGAGAGCGGGGCGAGGCGGCCAGCGUCGCGCGCAUGCUCGACACGUGGCCCACGCUGCAGGUGGAAAGUGCGCUAGAACUGUUGGACUAUGCUUACGCAGACGCAGGCGUGCGCUCCUUCGCCGUCAAGUGUCUUGCUAAUAUCAGUGACGAAGACCUCCUCCUCUACCUGCUACAGCUGGUGCAGGCUCUGAAGCACGAGGCGUACCUCAUGUGUUCUUUGUGCGUGUUCCUGCUGAAGCGAGCCUUCAACAACAUGAACAUCGGACACUUCCUGUUCUGGCACCUGAGAUCGGAGAUGCACGUGGCGUCAGUAUCAGUGCGGUUCGGGCUGGUACUAGAGGCGUACUGCCGCGGCUGCCAGGAGCACCUCAGCGGGCUCAUGCGGCAGAUCACCUGUCUUGAUAAACUUAAGUGGGCGAGUCAAUGCGUGCGCAAGAAGAAGGAAAUCUCCAAAGCGCGCUCGGCACUCGUGGAACAUCUGAUGGAGCCGCAUUGCGGGGAAACGCUUUCCAACUUCGCGUCGCCGCUCAACCCCAGCUUCAUAUGCAAAAGAGUCAAACCGGAGCGAUGCCGCGUAAUGGACAGCAAGAUGCGUCCUUUACUGCUCGAGUUUGAGAACAUGGACCCGACCGGGUCAGAAAUAUGCAUCAUCCUGAAAAUCGGAGACGACCUCCGACAAGACAUGUUCACGCUACAGAUGCUACGCAUCAUGGAUAGAUUGUGGAAGAGUGCCGGAUACGACUUGAAACUGAACCCAUACGGCUGCAUCUCCAUGGAGUACGAAGUGGGUCUGAUCGAGGUGGUGGCGGACUCGGAGACCAUCGCCAACAUACAGAAGGAGAAGGCGUUCUUUAACGCGACCUCGACCUUCACUAAGGGCAGCCUGUUCCAAUGGCUCCGCGAGCACAACAACACCGAAGCGAGCCUCAACAAGGCCAUCGAGGAGUUCACGAUGAGCUGCGCCGGCUACUGCGUGGCCACCUACGUGCUGGGCAUCGCCGACCGACACCCCGACAACAUCAUGCUCAACAAGAACGGACAGCUGUUCCACAUAGACUUCGGCCACAUCCUGGGCCACUUCAAGGAGAAGUUCGGGUUCAAGCGCGAGCGAGUGCCGUUCGUUCUGACGCACGACUUCAUACACGUCAUCAACAAGGGGCAGCCGGGGAGGGGGACCAAGGAACCGCUCGACUUCAAAGUGUUUAGGGAGCAUUGUGAGACGGCGUUCCUGAUCCUGCGCAAGCACGGGCACCUGUUCCUGUCGCUGUUCUCCAUGAUGAUCUCCACGGGCCUGCCCGAGCUCAGCUCAGAGAAGGACUUGCAGUAUCUACGGGAGACUCUGGUCCUCGACCUAACCGAAGAGAAGGCGGUCGAGCACUUCCGCUCCAAGUUCUACGAAGCUAUAAAGAACGCGUGGACCACGUCGCUCAACUGGGCCCUGCACAACAUAGACAAGAACAACCGACAGUGACGCCGGCGCCGCGCCGCGCCCGCCCGCGCGCUGCCGCUCACGCUGUAGGGGAUAGAGGAUAUAGGUCCUUUAGAACGUUGGC